Racocetra persica is the source of this 1093-nucleotide messenger RNA. Lineage: Eukaryota; Fungi; Glomeromycota; Glomeromycetes; Diversisporales; Gigasporaceae. The record is from the annotation of a GenBank genome assembly.
AAAAUGUCCAAAAGAAGAUUUCCUUCGAAAGUGCCUUGAUCAAUAUAUUAAAGGAUCUGUCAGUUUCCGAGAUGACUUUUCUGCUUAUAAUGCUGAUCUUGAUGUAGAAUAUAAUAAACUAUUUAUUCAUUUUCCAGUAGCAUUUGUUCAUCCUGUAGAUAUAUUAGAUAUUCAAAAUACUAUUAAAUGUGGAACAAAAUUAAAUUUUCCAAUUGUUGCCAGAUCAGGUGGUCAUUCUACUGAAGACUACAGUAUUGGAGAUAAAGAUUGUUAUUUAGUUAUUGAUCUUGUAAAUUUGAAUAAAAUUACCAUUGAUCCAACUUCACAAACUGCUAUAGUCGAAACAGGAAAUACGCUAAAUCCAUUUUAUUACAUAAUAAACCGACAUGGAUUUGCAUUUCCAGCUGGAAUUUGUCCUUUUAUUGGAGUUAGUGGGCAUAUAUUGGGUGGUGGUAUAGGUCAACUUAGUCGAAAAUUUGGAUAUUCAUCAGAUAAUAUUCUUGAUGCACAAAUUGUUUUAGCAAAUGGGACAGUAGUUAGCAAUGCAAAAGAAUAUCCGGAACUUUUCUGGUUAUUCGAGAAGCAGGAAAUGCAGGCUAUGGAUAUAUCCUAUCCCGAAGAUUAUUCCAUGAAUAUCUCAAUAACAAAUCAAUUGGGGAAUGAUUUUCAUCAUAAUUUAACUUUCUCAAUAUCACCUAAACUUCAACCCAAUAUUUAUGGGAUUUAUUUAGGAUCUGCAGAUGAAUUACAACCUCAUAUACAAGAAUUUAUUAAAUUGUCUAAACCUAAAAAUGUGUCUUAUAUCGAAAAUGACUUGUACAAGUUAAUUAUUUAUGAUUCAGCAUCAUUAGGAGAGAAUAGAUAUCUGAAAAUAAAAUCGCUCUACAUUGAUUCACCUGGAUUAUCUGAUGGGGGAGUUAAAUAUCUAAUGAAGUUUUUAGAAAGUUUAAAGUAUGACUUAAUCAUUGAGAUAUUACUAAUUGGUGGAAGAAUUGAUGAAAUUAAGAGAGAUGAAACUGCAUUCGUCCACAGGGGCUUUAUGUAUCAUAUAGGAAUUGGCGUAGAUUUGCAUUCCAAAAUGUGUUUACGAGAU